Lotus japonicus is the source of this 847-nucleotide messenger RNA. Its product is annotated as protein GET1-like. The record is from RefSeq and is a predicted model, not a curated record. NCBI's taxonomy places the organism in Eukaryota, Viridiplantae, Streptophyta, Magnoliopsida, Fabales, Fabaceae. Bases 42 to 575 code for a protein of 177 amino acids. The transcript has 7 exons.
UAUUGAAAUAGAUCGAAUGCACGGAGGGAGAAAAGUGAGUUAUGGGAGACGAAGCAAUUACCCAAGAACGUGAAAGGCCGUUAGCGGCUCCUUUCAUCUUUAUGAUUGUUGCUGCUUUUCAGUUUGCAUAUUAUUGUCUUGAUCAUCUCAACAAGAACGGAUCUGGCAAUGAAAAAGGAAUUCAACUGCGUAAAGAAAUAAAACAAAUUUUGAAGCAGGCGAGCCUAAUGUCACAGCCAUCAACCUUUGCACAAGCAGCAAAACUCAAAAGAUUGGCAGCUGCUAGAGAAAGGGAACUUGCAAAGUAUCAAAAUUCAUAUCACAGAGAUCAUGUUCUGUAUUCAAGGGUGUUGCUCUUCUCAAAGUAUUUAAUAUAUGGGGUGCUUCUUAUUUGGUAUUGGCGUGUUCCCGUUGCUAGCGUAUCUCAACAGCUUGUGCAACCAUUUGGGAGAUUAUUAUCUUGGAAAAGUGGAGGAGUUCAUGACAAUGAAGUUGUGGUUGGGAUAAUAUCUUGGCUAAUAGUGUCAGGAAGGGUUUGCAGAUUUGUUCGUCAAACCUAUCGUAAACAUAGAUAAUUGUGAUUUUCAUCGUGCAAUAACACAAAUUGCAAGCUCCCAAAAUGUUGAUUUUGAAGUGGCAUGAGUAGAUGUUAAUAUUUCAUAGAUACAUUUGUAAUAAACAUUGUCUUAUAUUUUUUUAUCAGUUUGAUUGAUCAAUGAUUCAGUUUGUAACUUGUAAGUAUUCCAAAUAGCUUAAAGUGUUCACUUCUAGAAUCCACUGCUUCAUGUAAUUGUCAUGUAAUAUUUUAUUUUUCACAAGUGUUAAUGAAGAUUAAUAAUUCUAUCAU